This is a messenger RNA of Lathyrus oleraceus (garden pea), 1835 nucleotides long. Its product is annotated as carboxypeptidase SOL1. The record is from RefSeq and is a predicted model, not a curated record. NCBI's taxonomy places the organism in Eukaryota, Viridiplantae, Streptophyta, Magnoliopsida, Fabales, Fabaceae. The transcript is spliced from 15 exons. Bases 441 to 1712 code for a protein of 423 amino acids. Gene Ontology annotation, molecular function: zinc ion binding; metallocarboxypeptidase activity. Gene Ontology annotation, biological process: peptide metabolic process; protein processing.
UUACCGAUGGCCAUGAAUCAUGAAUCAGAACAAAUAAUCUAAGCUUCAAUCCAUCAUCAUCAUCAUCAUCAUCGUCAAUGAUCAUGAAGACAAUCGCUGUCUUCUCUCUUCUCCUUCUUGCUUCUACACUUCCCUCUUCACUCGCUAGGGGUUCCUUUCAAACCCUUCUUCCAUCAGCUUGAAAGCUGAAAUUUUGAAGCUGCUAAGCACAAACACUUGAAGCACGAUCCUCUGUCAGUCUCGGACAUCAACAUUGACACAUAUACACAUUUUUUAGGAGAUGUUAGUGCUACAGAGAUUUGAAGUUUCUAACUUCUAACUGCUAAUUUGUUUUGGUAUUGAAAGAUUUCAAUCACCAUAGUAAUGUGAGCCGUGCAAGGCAUUUGCUUGAAGAAAUUGAAUCUCGGUCCCGUACUAGUGUUGAUUUGACACAAGGUUAUAUGAGCAAUUCUGACCUUGAAAGGGCCGUCAAGGAAUUUGGACAAAGAUGCAGCAACAUUUCUAGGAUAUACAGUAUUGGGAAGAGUGUGAACGGAGUUCCAUUGUGGGUGAUUGAGAUUUCUGAUAAGCCAGGAGAAGAAGAGACGGAACCUGCAUUUAAGUAUAUUGGAAAUGUGCAUGGAGACGAACCUGUGGGCCGUGAACUUAUUAUGUUUUUGGCCAAUUGGUUAUGUGAUAACCAUUUAAAAGAUCCUCUGGCCAAAUUAAUUGUGGAGAAUGUUCACCUUCAUUUACUUCCAUCAUUGAAUCCUGAUGGCUUUACCUUAAGGAAGCGUGGUAAUGCAAAUAAUAUUGAUCUGAAUCGGGAUUUUCCUGACCAGUUCUUAUUUUUAAACGAUGAUGAGGAUUCCCGGCAACCAGAAACAAGAGCAAUAAUGAAUUGGUCAAGAGAUAUACAGUUUACAGCAUCUGCAACAUUGCACGGGGGUGCACUUGUUGCGAAUUAUCCUUGGGAUGGUACCGAUGAUAAGAGGACGUUCUACUAUGGAUGUCCCGACGAUGAUGCAUUUCGAUUCAUGGCAAGUAUAUAUAGCCACUCCCACUACAACAUGUCUUCAAGCAAGGAAUUUUUAGACGGAAUCACAAAUGGAGCAGCAUGGUACCCUUUAUACGGAGGAAUGCAAGAUUGGAACUAUAUACAUGCUGGCUGUUUCGAAUUGACAUUGGAAAUUAGUGACAACAAAUGGCCUGUUGCUGCAGAGCUUCCUAUUAUUUGGAAAUACAACAAAAUGAGCAUGCUUAAUCUUGUUGCAAGCCUUGUGAAGACAGGAGUGCAUGGAAGGAUAUAUUCUUCAGGAGAUGGAAGGCCAUUACCAGCCUCUAUUACUGUCAGCGGAAUAAACUACACUGUUAGGGCCGGAAGAACUUUUGCUGACUACCAUCGCUUACUUGCCCCGAGAGAUAAAUAUGAAGUAGUGGCAACCAUGCCAGGCUACAAGUCAAGGAAUACAACAAUUUGGUUAGAUGAAGGAGCUAUGACAUUGGAUUUUGUUCUUGAUCCUGAAGUUAGUGUGAAAGGGGGUAUACUGCAAAAUGUUUAUGAUUGCAACUGUGAUAGUAAAAGCAAACUAGAAUUUGUUGAGUUUCUUUGGGGAUCCCACUUUGAAGUUUUCUUUGUUUUCAUUGUUAUUUUAGGUUUUUUAUGCAUAUUAUUUCAGAAGAGAAAAAAAGUCAAAAUUUCAACCACCAAACAAAGAACUGUUAUGGUUUGAGGUUUUGGUAACUUAUUUGCAUCAAACUCUGUUGUAUACUAAUGUCAGUUUUAGAAAAUUUCAUUUUUUUUCCUGUUGUAUAUUUAUUGGAAUAUAGAUUUAAUGGAGGAGGCCUUUAGAAUA